AUGGCAUCAGCAAAUAUAUCAAAUAAAAUAGAUGGAUGGCAGGUAAAUAUGAAUACAUGCCCCUCAUCGGAACAUAAUGCUAUAGACUUCCUUUUAAAACUUAAUAUUGACACGUUACAUCGAAAAAAGAAAUUCACGACUUACAGAUACAGCAACAAAAAUGCUGAUUGGUCCACAUUUUGUAAUCAGAUAAAAAUGGCAAUGGAAAAGGAACAGUUAACAACUAAAAACAUAGAACUUUUCAACGUACAGGACAUAGAUAAUUAUGUUAAGGACAUAACAAAAGUAUUUAAACAUAAAGGAAUACCUAAAACAUAUAUUCCAUGGUGGAAUUCUGAACUAGAAACACUUAACCUUGGCGUAAUUAAACUGCAUCACAUAAUCCAAGCAAUGAAGCGUAGCCGGAAACCACUAUACCGUGUAUUACUGGAAAGAAAACAAUUAAAACAAGAAUAUUUGGACGAUAUUAGGAAAGCAUCCACAGAGCAUUUUAAGGAAUUUCGUAACAAACAAGGCAAAGAAGAUGUCUGGUCGUUAACAAAUAGGCUUUUAAAGAAUUCUCCACAACCUGUGCUUCCAUCUACAAUCCGAGUAACUCCAGCAAACUUCACCACAACAUCUAAAGAAACGGCUUAUGUUCUCCUAAAUAAGUUUUAUCCUAAUGACACAGAAGAUGACACGGAAAAACAAAAGCUACUUAGACAAAGUGUGUAUUAUGAACAAAAUACCUCAGAUGAUCGUUUCUUUACAGAAGAAGAAGUAAUCGACUGUCUCAAAACAAUCAGUCCGAAUAAAGCUCCAGGAUCCAACCAUCUAACCGCGGAUAUUUGCUUCGCAUUCACAACAAUAUAUAAAACCGCCACAGAUAAACUACUAAACCGAUGUUUUGAAAUAUCCUACUUUCCAAAGCAAUGGAAAAUUGCACAUGCCAUCAUACCUCCCAAAUUUUAUAAAUCAGACUACUCCGAUCCUUCCUCUUAUCGCCCUAUUGGUCUUAUAAAUGUAAUCUGA
Molecule: messenger RNA, 1011 nt
Organism: Parnassius apollo (apollo)
Lineage: Eukaryota; Metazoa; Arthropoda; Insecta; Lepidoptera; Papilionidae
Source: the annotation of a GenBank genome assembly